AUGACGUUAAAUCUAACCAUUCUGAUAGUCUUGCUGACAUCAGUAGCAGCCAACAAAACGUCACAUUCGCUCAAUGCAACCUUGAAAACUUUCGACCCACGAUUACUUAACUCGACGGCUGAUCGAGACAUAGCAAUGCAGAAUGUUCCUUUGAUCCGUCUAACCAGGCAUCUUCUGUCUCCGGAGAGAUAUGAUGUCCGAGUCAGACCAAUUCUUGAUCACAAGAAAUCCCUCAAAGUGCACAUCAGCAUAUCCCUCUAUCAGAUUAUAGAAGUGGAUGAACCUUCACAAAAUAUCAAACUGAAUGUUUGGAUGAUUCAAAAGUGGAAGGACGAGUCAACACUACGUGUGCCUCCAUCUGCUGGAAGCGUUUCUGAUAAGCGCCAAUCCUUCCAAAUGAUUGAUGUUACAUCUCCAAACUCUCCGAACACCGCAAGAUCUCGUGCACCUUCUCUUGCUCCGUCUACAGCCAAAGCUACGAUGUGGGAGGGUACUAUGUCGGCCCUUGCAGGAACAAAUACACAACUGCGGAGAACUUCAAAUGUUUUCAAUAAAGAAGUGGAUGAAAUGCGAAGAAAACGACAAUGCUCUCUGGAGUGGGAGUUCUUGGCUACCGUACUUGAUCGGUUCCUUCUAAUAGUAUUCGUCGGAGCAGUUCUGAUUGUCACCUCUGGUCUGAUCCUUGUCGGAAGAAUGGCCCAAUACAGUUAUGAUCAUCCUGAUGACCAAUUCUUCCAUGUCUAA
This is a messenger RNA of Caenorhabditis briggsae, 744 nucleotides long. Gene Ontology annotation, cellular component: membrane. Gene Ontology annotation, molecular function: extracellular ligand-gated monoatomic ion channel activity. The record is from RefSeq and is a predicted model, not a curated record. Bases 1 to 744 code for a protein of 247 amino acids. Gene Ontology annotation, biological process: monoatomic ion transport. The transcript has 6 exons. Lineage: Eukaryota; Metazoa; Nematoda; Chromadorea; Rhabditida; Rhabditidae.